CACACGCAGUUUCUCAAAACCGGAAAAAUAAAAAAAGAGCGGGAGCGAGUUCAAUUUCCCACCCGCUUCACUUCAAUCUUCUCAUUUCCUCUUUCAAAUUCCUCCAACUCGCUAACCUAACUCAACUCACUCACCGAUUCCAUGCUUCGCGAACUCACAGUACUCGGAGAGUUCAAGCCGUACGGCUUAAUAGCUGAAGCUCUCGACGGCAAGCCUGACGAUACCAAUGUCGCCGCCGAUAAGUACGACUACUUCCUCUUUGACCCCGAAAUCGUCCGAGACCAAUGCGAACUCAACGAUUCCGAUAUUUCCGAGUCUCCUUUUAGUGAUCAGUGUGAUCACGAGCUCUUCAUUCGAGGAAACACGAUAACAUGGUCGAUAGGCUCGCGAGUUUUCAAGAGAUUCACGUCUCCCUUGCCAGUUAAAAUGGCGUGCUGGUGUCGUCUUGGCGAAACGUCCGAGGCUUUGCUUUGCGUCUUGCAAAUUGAUUCUCUAACCGUAUGCAGCAUAUCAGGCGAAUUAGUAUCCAUUCCCCUUCCCCGUACUAUUACGUCAAUGUGGCCUCUUCCAUUUGGUCUGUUACUUCAGCCAGCAGCUGAAGGAGGUACAUCAACCCAACCUACAUUCUCAUCAACAAGUCCUUUAUUAGAUGCACGUGAUAUUUUCCGCUCUCGAAAAGAUAUUGGUCAGAGUCCACAACAUAAUGUCACUUUUAUGGGUCCAUUUGAUAAUUUGAUCAAACCAGAAACAACUACAUUGUCCUCGCAUCUGAUUCUGAAGGAUUUGCUGGAAGAGCCGCAGUCAAUUUAUAUUGAAGAAAGAGGAAAAUUGAGCAUAAUAAAGGAUUUUGAUGAAAGAACAAUUUGGACAAGUGAUCAAGUUCCUCUAAUGGCUUCAUAUAACAAAGGAAAGUUGCAACAUUCGGUGUGGGUUGCUGAAGCCAUUAAUUCCAACCUUGAAGAGGAGAAUGCCAGUCCCAUUAACGAAGUUCCCGUUGGUGUAUUAUCUAAACAAUUGUCCCUUCGUAGAAUAUGGCAAGGGAAGGGUGCCCAUGCAGCUGCUUGUAAGGUAUUUCUGGCAACUGAUGAUGAUGCUGUUCCUGUUGUUUGUUUUCUUCUUCAAGAACAGAAGAAGUUGUUGUCAGUAAGGCUUCAAAGUAUUGAAAUCAAUAAUGAGAUUAUCUUUGAUGUUAAACCUGACAUGAGCUGGAGUAUUACUGCAAUUGCUGCUGCACCAGUGGCUGUAACACGACCAAGAGGGAAACUCGGACUGCUGCCAUAUUCAGAUAUCAUAGUUUUGGCCCCAGAAAACACGAUUCUCCUCUAUUCUGGGAAGCAAUGCCUGUGCAAGUAUAUGAUGCCUUCUAGUUUGGUUAAGGGUCAGACUGUGUCUGUUCACCAUGACUUAAAGAUUUUAGGGUUGGCAGAUGCUGUGAAGGGGCGUGUCAAUCUUAUAAUGAAUAAUGGGCAGAUGUUUCGAUGUGUAUUACGGAGAAGUCCAUCAUCUUCAUUGGUGAAUGAUUGUGUCACAGCAAUGGCUGAGGGGCUUAGUUCCAGCUUUUAUAAUCAUUUUCUUGUUCUUCUUUGGGGAGCAAAUGAUUCUGACUAUAUGUCAAGGGCUGAUUCUACUGUUGAGUCUGAAUGGGACUCAUUUUCUAGUGUAAUACUUAGAAUGUGUAUGAAAUCCAGUGCAGUUUCUCCGAAGCCUUCCAGAACACUUCCGCUUUCAUCUUGGGAGUUUCUUCUUAACAGCAGAUUUCACAAGAAUUAUGCAAAACUUAACUUCAUGAGUGGAUAUUUUUCUGCAACACCACCUAAUAUUGGGGAAAUUGAUUCUUCUGGACCAAAUAUGAAAGAUAAAGAAAGUCCAGAAGAAUCAUUUUAUGUUGAGCUAUUACAGGAGAGUUUGGAUGCUCUGCAUGCGCUCUAUGAAAAUUUAAAAUUGGAUACUCUUCGUAAUCAGGACUUGCAGCUUUUGGCAGUUCUGCUAUGCAAAAUUGCCAAGUUUCUUGGCCACGGAAGUUAUUUAGAUCAUUAUAUUCGUGAUUUUCCUCGUCUGCAUAAGAAAAUUGGGAUAUGUACAAAAUCACUUUCUCAAAAAACCCCCCCUAGUAUAUUUAGAUGGCUUGGCAACUGUUUACUACUUGGCUGUGAUUCUGCUAAUAAAAAUGAUCUCCCUCCUUUAAUUAUUAAGGAUGGAAGCUCUGUAGUGAGCUUGGCACAAAAGGUUGUCUCCUUCUACAGUUUAUUAUGUGGUGGUAAACAGAUAGGGAAGCAACUAUCUUCUGGUGUUUUCUGCAAUGUUUCUAUGGGAUCAUAUUGCACCUGUGAGGAGCUUACUGUAUUGGCAAUGGUUGGGGAGAGAUUUGGAUUGCAGCAGCUUGACUUAUUGCCUUCUGGCGUAUCUCUUCCUCUGAGACAUGUGUUGGACAAAUGUCGGGAAUCACCUCCUACUGACUGGCCUGCAGCUGCAUAUGUUCUUCUUGGCCGUGAAGAUCUGGCCAUGUCUUGUUUGAUGCAUUCCUGCAAAUCUAAAAAACUUGAAAUCCCAGUGAAUUUAGUUUCCAUAUCUGCACCUUACACGCUACAGAUGCAUCCUGUGAUGGUUCCUUCUACUGUUUCUGAUUCAAGCGCAUCAGAAGGUUCCAAGUUUGAAGAUGGAGAUUCUGCCGAUGGAUCAAUGAUGGACGGUAUGGAGCACAUCUUCAACUCCAGUACUAAGUUGCAGUAUGGUCGAGAUCUGCGAUGGAAUGAGGUUAGACGUCUUCUGUGCUCUGCAAAACGUGUGGCCAUCCAAACGCCCGUUAAUCCAAGUGCUUCUGAUCAGGAUUACCAUCAGGCUCAAUUGUGGCACCUGGCACAGAGAACGACUGCUCUUCCUCUAGGCCGUGGAGCAUUUACUUUGGCAACAAUAUCAACUCUUCUGACAGAGGCCUUUGCUGUCCCAAAGCUUGUUUUAGCAGGUCGGUUGCCUGCCCUACUGAAUGCAACUGUUAAUCUGGAUCCGACUACAAGAAAUAUACAAGAACUUAAAUCUUGGCCUGAGUUUCAUAAUGCUGUUGCUGCUGGACUAAGACUGGCCCCACUUCAGGGAAAAGUGUCAAGGACAUGGAUUAUGUAUAACAAACCAGAGGAACCAAAUGCUAUUCAUGCUGGACUUCUCCUUGCUUUAGGAUUACAUGGCUAUCUGCGUGUUUUAAUUAUUACCGAUAUUUACACCUAUUUCACACAGGAACAUGAGAGUACAACUGUAGGAUUGAUGCUUGGCCUGGCUGCUUCUUAUAGGGGGACAAUGCAACCGGCAGUAUCAAAAUCACUUUAUGUGCACAUACCUGCUAGACAUUCUUCCUCAUUUCCAGAUUUGGAAUUGCCAACCCUUCUGCAGACUGCAGCAUUAGUGUCCGUUGGGCUUCUGUAUGAAGGAUCGAUGCACCCACAGACAAUGCAAAUUCUUUUGGGUGAAAUGGGCCGUAGAAGCGGCGGCGACAAUGUACUUGAAAGGGAGGGCUAUGCUGUUUCUGCAGGAUUUGCACUGGGUCUCGUUGCAUUGGGUCGAGGGGAAGAUGCACUUGGUUCUAUGGACAGUUUGGUUGAUCGGUUGUUCAACUACAUUGGUGGGAAGGAAAUUCAUAAUGAAAGACCCCUUUUCUUAACACCACCAACUGAUGAGCAUAAUCGAGGCCUUGGGCAGAUGAUGGAUGGAGCAGCAGUAAAUGUUAAUGUUACUGCACCUGGAGCUAUGAUUGCAUUAGCUCUAAUGUUCUUAAAGACUGAAUCAGAGACUAUUGUAUCGAGGCUUUCUAUUCCUCAGACUCAUUUUGAUUUGCAAUAUAUGAGGCCUGACUUUAUUAUGCUUCGAGUCAUUGCCCGGAAUUUGGUAUCAUGGAGCAGGGUGCAUCCUUCCAAAGAUUGGAUUCUCUCCCAGAUUCCUGAGAUAGUCAGAAAUGGUGUCGAAAACCUUGGGGAUGACACUAGUGAUAUUGAUGAAAUGGAUGCGGAAACCUUUGUCCAGGCAUAUGUAAAUAUAGUGACUGGAGCAUGUAUCUCCCUAGGUUUGAGAUUUGCUGGUACAAGGGAUGGAAAUGUGCAGGAAUUACUCUAUGGAUAUGCUGUUUACUUCCUAAACGAGAUUAAGCCUGUUUCUGCUACAAGUGCUAAUACUUCUGUUAAGGGACUGUCUCGUUAUAUUGACAGGGGAACGUUGGAAAUAUGCCUUCAUCUCAUCGUUCUCUCCUUAUCUGUGAUUAUGGCUGGUUCUGGACAUCUACAAACUUUUAGAUUACUAAGAUUCCUUUGGGGCCGUUGCUCAGCAGAUGGUCAUGCUAAUUAUGGUAUUCAAAUGGCAGUGAGCUUGGCAAUUGGUUUCUUGUUUCUUGGGGGAGGAACACGGACAUUUUCAACGAGCAACAAUUCUAUUGCUGCUUUGCUAAUUACUCUCUACCCACGCUUGCCUACUGGACCAAAUGAUAACCGCUGCCACCUUCAGGCAUUUAGGCAUCUAUAUGUUCUUGCGACAGAGGCUCGCUGGAUUCAGACUGUUGAUGUUGACAGCGGUCUACCUGUUUAUGCCCCUCUUGAAGUUACCAUAAGGGAAACUGAAAAUUAUGCAGAAACAAGUUUUUGCGAAGUUACUCCAUGUAUUUUGCCUCAACGUGCUAUUUUGAAGAGCUUACGCGUUUGUGGUCCUAGGUAUUGGCCUCAAGUGGUGGAGCUUGUCCCUGAAGAUAAACCGUGGUGGAGUUUUGGGGACAAGAAUGAUCCAUUUAAUUCUGGUGUUCUCUACAUCAAACGGAAGGUCGGAGCUUGUUCGUAUGUUGAUGAUCCCAUUGGGUGUCAAUCACUAUUGUCAAGAGCAAUGCACAAGGUAUUUGGUUUGACAAGUACAAGGGCAAGUAAUCCGGUUGUCAGUGGCAACAACGGAAUGGCUGCUGUUACAGUUGAUCAGUUAGUGAGUACCUUCUCUUCUGAUCCAAGCUUAAUUGCCUUUGCACAACUUUGUUGCGAUCCGUCUUGGAAGAGCAGAUCUGAUGUUGAUUUCCAGGAAUUCUGCUUGCAAGUAUUGUAUGAGUGCAUUAGCAAGGACAGGCCGGCUCUUUUACAGGUUUAUUUGUCAUUAUAUACUACGAUUGACUCCAUGGUCGACCAGGUUACUAGUGGUACUUUAAUUUUUCGAGACUCGCUCACUGUUUCUAAUAUGAAGCUUGCACUGACGUACAAUGAGGCUCUUUUGAGUGGAAGGUUGACAUCUUCAAAAGGUGGCGUUAUUCAGUCGAUCUUUCUAGGGUCUCUUGGGAAACGAUUAGAAGUCCUCCUAGAUAUUUCCGAGGGAAUGAAAAAUGAUUUAGGCUGCUAUUUGAAUUCAGCAAGAUGGCCUGAUGGUGGAACACAUGGAGAGAAGAAUUUAAUACUUCUUUCCUGGUAUCUCCAAUGGUUCGGGGUCCCAGCUCCAUCUAUGAUCUGGAUGGCAAGAGAGAAACUGAAGCCCAAGCUUCUUUCAUCAUCUUCAGUUCCAUUUUUGCGCUUAUUAUUCCCGACCACUCACAUCAAUGCCAUUGGUGAAAUCGAUAAGUUAUUGUUUUCUUCUCAAGUGAGCAGAUGAGGUCUUUCAGAACAGCAUUAUCUUGUGCAGUUGGGUUAUUAUUAUAACAUAAUUUAUGGGUAACUGCCGAAAUUGUACAUCCUUUAAAAGUUCAACAUUAGGAAUCACUCUCAUGACGAGGAAAGAGCAGGACCUAAGUUAUAUUACUUGACAUCUUCUGCAUUGAAACAUUAGUCAAUUUUGUAAAGUUUCACUAGCUGCAUCAGAUACCGAGAUCAAGCGUCGUAAAAAGUGGAACCCGUGCAUUCCUUAUCAAUCUUCUGGUAAUAAGCUGGGAAAUGAACAGACCGGCCUAUUGAAGAUCUACCAGUCUGCAUGUGGCAAUGUCUUUUCUAAUACUACAUUGUGCAGUUGUAAGAUGUAAAUGUGAAUGCUUGUCUGAUGUGUCCUAAUAAAUCAUUAUGUAUUUCCAUUAUGGAUUUUGUUUAUUAAAAUGUAUUCUGUUGCUGAAAAAGAAAAAGGAAAUGAUUCUAAUAAGUAGGAUUAGGAGUGCUGUGACCGAGUGCAUAGAGCAAUUCAUUUGAUGUAUUAGGAAACCUCAAAUUGUGAGUUUAUAUUGAAUUUAUCAUCAAUUAACAUUUAUUUUUUAA
Messenger RNA from Mercurialis annua (annual mercury), 6188 nucleotides. RefSeq names its product anaphase-promoting complex subunit 1. The transcript is spliced from 37 exons. Gene Ontology annotation, biological process: metaphase/anaphase transition of mitotic cell cycle; protein K11-linked ubiquitination; anaphase-promoting complex-dependent catabolic process. Gene Ontology annotation, molecular function: molecular adaptor activity. The record is from RefSeq and is a predicted model, not a curated record. NCBI's taxonomy places the organism in Eukaryota, Viridiplantae, Streptophyta, Magnoliopsida, Malpighiales, Euphorbiaceae. The coding region runs from base 142 to 5598 and encodes 1818 amino acids. Gene Ontology annotation, cellular component: anaphase-promoting complex.